Messenger RNA from Ziziphus jujuba (common jujube), 1265 nucleotides. RefSeq lists its product as uncharacterized. Bases 133 to 1062 code for a protein of 309 amino acids. The record is from RefSeq and is a predicted model, not a curated record. The transcript is spliced from 2 exons. NCBI's taxonomy places the organism in Eukaryota, Viridiplantae, Streptophyta, Magnoliopsida, Rosales, Rhamnaceae.
UCGGUGAUUGAUAAUAGCCUUCCCACCCACCUCUGCUUAACACAAUCUCUCUCUCUCUCUCUCUCACACACACACACACAACCCGUUUUCUCUUCCGUUUCUUUUCCCAACAAAUUUUCUCGGAAAACAAACAUGCUCGAUCCUAACAGCACCAAACCCCAUGAGCACCCUUUUCUUCUGAACCAUGGAUUAGGCUCAAGAAGUGACAAUUAUGACGGUUGGGAAUCCAUAAACAAUGGUGUCAGAGGCCGUCGAACAUCUCAGAACCAUUCUAAUUAUGGAAGCAGAAACGGCAUAGAUUGGGGUUACAGAGAAGAAAAGAACGACGAACAUGAGUCCGGUGUUUGCUCGCCUCCUUUGUGGAGGACAAGCAGUCCACCAAGAAGCCCACAGCAUCGGAAAAACCAUUACCGAAGCCUAUCCCCUGCAUCUCGCGCCCAAGCCAUUGCCAGAGGACAAAACGAGCUCAUGGAGAUGGUAAGGAACAUGCCCGAGACAUGUUACGAGCUGUCGUUGAGAGAUCUUGUAGAACAUCCAAUGGCUCUGGCUCGACAACAGAGUAUGUCCGAGGAGAGAAAUCUCGGCGGAGAAAAUUUGUUUAGAGCAGAAGAUAACAACAGCAACAACAACAACAACAACAACAAGAGAAGGAUUAGUAUUGAUAGAAACACAACAGAGAGAAAGCUUAGAUCAAGCUUUGAUAAUGGAGGUUUUCUAUUAAAGAUGGUGUUUCCAGUUACUAUUCGAUCUAAGACGAAGAAAACUAUGAAGAAGAACGAUUCCAUGGCCAAUAAUAGUACAACAAGCUCGAAGGUUUCACCGAAGCCUUUGUUAUCGGAUGGAUCGGCAGGGAAGGGUGUGGAUAAAGAGUGGUGGAAGAAGAGGUUUUCUGUGUCCGGAGAGAGUGAGAGUGGGGAUUCCAGUAUUAACAGUGGUAGUAUGAAAAGCAGCAGUGGCAGCAGAAGUAGUAGCAGCAGCAGUAGAAGCAGCAGCAGGAGGCAUGGGAAUGGAGGUUGCUGGUCCUUCAUCCUUAUCAAGAAAAACAAAAAGCCAAAUCAAUGAGCUGCUCUGCUUUCAAUGAAUCAAGCUAUGUGUUAUGUAUACUUAUCCUUCCAAUAUUGCCUAGAUAUGUAUGAGUAGAAAUAUUGCAACAAAAAUUUGCAGCAUCAUGUGUAUAUUGGUCGAAGUUUUCCAAAGAAUUUGUGUUAUUUUCCUUUUUGGAAAGAAUUCUUAUAUCAAAUACAAUUGAGUUUUUACAUGCUGAA